AUGAUCAGGACUCCCAAUGGAAUAUAUUUGGCCGCAUUUGCAGCUGCUAUUUUCAUGACAUGUGGCGUGGAUGGAUUUAAGACUGUUGGAGAUCUGAAGGUGGUAAUAGAUACCGAUGUAGGCGCCGAUGAUGCUAUGGCAAUCUUGAUGAUGCUGUCCAAACAGAGCAAGGCUCGAGUGAUGGCCAUAACCACUGUUCGAGGAAACACUGGAGUAGAGAAUGCGACGAUGGGUGCCUUACUCACUCUCCAAGUAGCCAAACGCAUGGAAAUACCGGUUUACAUGGGGAGUCCACAAGGCUUGGUAUUUGAGCAGAACUCAACGAACCACUUUGGCUUCGAUGGGCUAGGAGAUAUCUUUGUCAAACCUCCACUGAAGCAGAGGCAAGAUGUACACGCAGCACUAGCUCUUAUAAAUCUGGUGAAGAAGAAUCCUGGUGAAAUAUCACUUCUUUGUAUCGGCCCUCUUACAAAUCUUGCCCUAGCCAUGCACGUCUAUCCGCGACUGAUUAUGGAUCUGAAAGAGGUCGUGAUUUCGGGAGGCUCAUAUAAGGGUCAGGGAAACAUUAGGCCAGCAGUUGAGUUCAAUAUGUAUAUGGAUUCAGAGGCAGCAUCCUACGUGUUCAGCAACGCUAAUAAUAAUAAAUUGAUAACUCUAAUUCCACAUGAAACAAUUGAAGAAACUGCAGUUGACAAAAGUUGGAGGCUGAAAGACCUUGGGAAAAUAGAUUCCGGCUUCGUCAGGUUCUUGAACAAGGCAGAGAAGGUUUCCCUGUCGAGGAAAGAUGACUCCUGGAUGGCUUACGGACAGACCGCGGCGAGUGUCCUUCUUGACCCGGCAAUCGUCACAUCGACCAGGAUGGCCUGGGUGGAUGUGGAGGCGAGCGGCCGGCUCACUCGUGGUGCGAUGAUCCUCAACCAGGACACCAAGCUUAUCAACGUCAGGAUUGUAACCGCUAUCUCUAAAAUAGGACUGGAGAAUAUGCUUCUGUCAUAUCUUAGAGGGUAA
This is a messenger RNA of Nezara viridula (southern green stink bug), 1008 nucleotides long. The record is from the annotation of a GenBank genome assembly. Lineage: Eukaryota; Metazoa; Arthropoda; Insecta; Hemiptera; Pentatomidae.